AUGCUCAAACCUGUCCCCUGGGCUAUAUUACUGCGUUCUUCCAACAGCAGACUGGAACCAGACUACGACCACGACCACGUCAAGCUACCAGACCGCACUGGCACCCACGCCCAGUGGAACUACCGCAAAUUGCUACGAGGUAAGUGGUAUGUGGUACAAUCGGGCGACUAUUGCGCCAAGACCGAACCGGUGUAUGGGAUUACUAUGGCGCAGUUGCAGCAGUGGAAUCCAGAUCUCAAGGAUGACUGCUCGAACCUCCAGCUUGAACCUCUAGCUGAAUGA
Aspergillus novofumigatus IBT 16806 is the source of this 282-nucleotide messenger RNA. RefSeq lists its product as uncharacterized. The transcript has 2 exons. Bases 1 to 282 code for a protein of 93 amino acids. The record is from RefSeq and is a predicted model, not a curated record. NCBI's taxonomy places the organism in Eukaryota, Fungi, Ascomycota, Eurotiomycetes, Eurotiales, Aspergillaceae.